AUGUUAUUCAAAUCUUUACUUUCAUUAUCAAACAAAAAUUCAUCAUCAUUAUCAAGUUCAAUUGAAUCUAAUAAUAUAAAUUCAAUUAGUACUACAAAUAAUUCUAUUACAAUGAAGAGUCCAACUGCCUUUUUCACAAGACCAAAUUUUGUAAAUUAUUAA
Dictyostelium discoideum AX4 is the source of this 162-nucleotide messenger RNA. RefSeq lists its product as hypothetical. Lineage: Eukaryota; Evosea; Eumycetozoa; Dictyosteliales; Dictyosteliaceae. The record is from RefSeq and is a predicted model, not a curated record. Bases 1 to 162 code for a protein of 53 amino acids. The transcript is spliced from 2 exons.